This is a messenger RNA of Syzygium oleosum, 2237 nucleotides long. RefSeq names its product receptor-like protein 15. The transcript has a single exon. Lineage: Eukaryota; Viridiplantae; Streptophyta; Magnoliopsida; Myrtales; Myrtaceae. The record is from RefSeq and is a predicted model, not a curated record. Bases 1 to 2166 code for a protein of 721 amino acids. Gene Ontology annotation, molecular function: protein binding.
AUGAUACUCAUAGUUGUAGUGUCCACUUCAACAGGCCUAUGUGGAUUGAGGAACCUUGAAGAGUUGGAUAUUAGUGUUAAUGGAUUUUGGGGCCCUCUUCCUUCAUGCUUCUGCAAUAUGACCUCACUCCGUGCGCUUGAUAUUCUACAUAACUAUUUUAGCGGGGCCAUUCCUUCAUGUCUCCUUUGUAAUCUCAAGUCACUUGAAUAUAUUGACUUUUCUGAAAAUGCUUUUGAAGGCUCACUUUCUCUUGCUUCCUUGGCUAAUAACUCUAACCUUGAGGUAUUCCUCCUUUUUGGCAACCAUAAUAGUCUAGAAGUAAAUACGGAAGAGCCCACUUGGUUUCCUACAUUUCAAUUGAAGAAGUUUGGUUUGUCAGACUGUGUGCUCAACAAAGAUGCAAAUAGCGUAAUUCCCAGCUUUCUGAAAGAACAAUAUAACUUGAGAUGUGUUCUACUCCGCCAAAGUGGAAUGACAGGAUAUUUCCCAAAUUGGCUAUUGCGCAACAAUGUAAACCUAGAAUGGUUCAAUCUCAAAGGCAACAAUUUCUCAGGUGCUUUUUUUUUGCCUUCCCAUUUGAAUCUGGUUAGCAUGUGGUUUUUCGAUGCGUCUGCUAAUAUCAUUGAAGGAGAGCUUCCAUCUUGGAUUGGUUCUAUCCUCCCGAAUUUGCAAUUUUUGAACAUGUCAAGCAACUUAUUGAAUGGUAGAAUCCCAGCCUCAAUGGGCAAUAUGAAACAACUAUUUUCAUUGGACUUGUCAUAUAAUGGCUUCAUAGGAGAGAUACCGGAGACACUGGCUGAAAAUUGUAAGUCACUUUAUACAUUGAAAUUGUCCGGCAACAAUUUGCAAGGCCAAAUGCUACCGAGGCAUUCUAACUUGACAAGCUUGCAUUUUCUGCAUCUAGAUAGCAAUCGUUUCACAGGGGACAUAUCACCCUGUAUAUUAAAUAGCUCCUCUUUGCAAGUUUUGGAUGUAAGUAAUAAUUCCCUAUCUGGGACACUUCCCAAUUGGAUUGGAGAUAUGCAAUACUUGGAGGGGCUUAUGCUGUCAAGUAACUUACUGGGAGGUCCUUUAUCAUUGAGCUUUUGCAACUUACAUCAUCUGGUUCUUUUAGACCUUUCAAGUAACGACCUUGGGCCCUAUAUACCCCCUUGUGCCAAUGUUACAGUUAUGAGGUUCUUGCAUUUAACAAAUGACAUGCUUGCUGGGCAUUUUCCUAAGUUUCUUUUCGGAGCUUCAUCGAUUGUCACAUUGGAUCUGAGGCACAAUGCAUUGUCGGGUGAGGUUCCCAGUUGGAUUGGUUCACUUAGGAACUUGAAGUUUCUUCUACUACAAGGAAAUAAUUUUGAAGGUUCAAUCCCUCUGGAUCUAUGUCUAUUGAAAAAUAUGAGCAUAUUGGACCUCUCCAAUAAUAAUCUUUCUGGAAAAAUCCCUUCUUGUUUGAAAGAUCUGAGAUUUGGAAAUGAUGAGGUAUCUACAGACUCAUUUGCUACCUUAGGCAUGUGGUUGUCUGGUGGACGUUACACACUUGCAUCUACGUUUGAAUUAGAUGAAGUGUACUUCAUGACCAAGAGUAGGUUGGAAUCGUAUAAGGGCAACAUUCUACAACUCAUGUCAGGAAUGGAUCUCUCGCGGAACAAUUUGACAGGCAUUAUUCCUCCAGAGGUUGGCCACUUGAGUGAACUUCGAGCCUUGAACCUGUCACACAAUAAUUUGAUGGGACCAAUCCCGGAAAUGUUUUCCAAUUUGAAGAAUGUAGAGAGCUUGGACCUAUCCUACAAUAGCUUAACUGGUCUCAUCCCUCCACAACUGACAGAGCUCUAUGCCCUAUCAGAUUUUAGAGUGGCUCAUAACAACUUGUCAGGCAGGACACCAGACCGAAAAAAUCAAUUUGGAACUUUUGGUGAAGCAAGUUAUGAAGGUAACUCCUUUCUUUGUGGACCACCAUUAACAAGCUGUGAUGACUCAAAUCGGGAACAGUGGACGCCACCAUCUUUAAAUAAUACCAAGGAGGAUGACCCCUGGAGAGAAGCCUUCUUGUGGAGUUUUGCAGGAUCAUAUGUCGUGGCAUUCCUUGGGGUGGUUCUUUUUCUCUAUCUAAACUCAUACUAUCAGUAUGUGUUGUUCGAGCUUGUUCGUAAGCUUAUCCCAUCAUUUCCCCUAUAGAGAUUGUUCUUCUAAGCAUUUUGUGAUGGAAAAACAUGAUGAACCAGCGGAGCACCUUUAUGUAAUAGGAU